AUGUCGGAGUUUCUGGAUCCCACUGAUUCGCCGUCAGUCAAUACAAUCGAUUUGGAAACAGUCGUUGGAUCUACUUACUAUUCCGGUGACGAUUCCACCAGACGAACACUUAGUCGGAGAAACGGCGAGUUCGAAGGCGUUAAAAUGGGAAACACUUCCUCAAUGCUGACUCAAUACGACAUUGAAGAAGUUCAAGGCCAUUGCCAAGAUCUAUUUGAGCAGCAAGAAAUUCUGUCUCUGUAUCAAAGGUUUUGCCAGUUAGAUCGGAAUUCAAAGGGAUUCAUAUCUUCUGAUGAGUUUCUCUCUGUGCCUGAGUUCGCCAUGAAUCCACUCUCUCAGAGGCUGCUUAGGAUGGUUGAUGGUUUGAACUUUAAGGAAUUUGUGGCCUUCUUGUCUGCAUUCAGUGCAAAGGCAAGUCUAAGACAAAAGGUUAAACUGAUUUUUAAAGUCUAUGAUUCGAAUUGCAAUGGGAAAGUCUCUUCUAAAGAUAUCAUGGAAGUGUUGCGUGACUUAUCAGGAUCAUUCAUGUCUGAUGAGCAAAGAGAGCAAGUACUGAGCCAGGUUAUGACUGAGGCAGGAUACACGAGUGACUCUUUCUUAACUCUGGAGGAUUUCAUUAAGGUCUUUGGGAGUUGUAAACCGGAGAUGGACGUUGAAAUUCCUGUGGAUUAG
This is a messenger RNA of Microthlaspi erraticum, 672 nucleotides long. The record is from the annotation of a GenBank genome assembly. NCBI's taxonomy places the organism in Eukaryota, Viridiplantae, Streptophyta, Magnoliopsida, Brassicales, Brassicaceae.